UAGAGCAUUACUGUCUUUCUGCUAGUCGAGCCUCCAUCGAGAAGUGUCCUCUGAUAGUUACACCAACUCUGACAGGAAGCGUCUGUCAGUGAAACAGUACUGAGACAAGGCAACAAAUAUUUACCACAGGAGGAACAUACAACAUGGCGCCGAAAAAGGGACUCCUGGAAAGGCUAGAUGAAGGACCGGUGAUAGGGGACGGAGGGUUUGUUUUCGCCCUCGAGAAGCGAGGUUACGUCAAGGCUGGACCCUGGACCCCUGAGGCCACUGUGGAGAACCCAGACGCAGUGCGUCAGCUACACAGGGAGUUCCUGCGGGCAGGCGCAGAUGUUAUGCAAGCCUUCACUUUUUACGCCUCCGACGACAAACUAGCUAAUAGAGGCAACGAGUCGAGCAAGAAGUAUACGUGUCGAGGGAUCAACGACGCGGCGUGUAGACUAGCGAAAGAAGUGGCCGAGGAGGGUGACGCUCUAGUGGCCGGUGGACUCUCCCAGACACCUACAUAUCUCUCUGGUCUGGGCAAGGUACACACUCAGAAAGAGUUCCAGAAACAAGUUGACGUCUUCGUGGAGAACAAGGUCGAUUUUCUAAUUGUUGAGUACUUCGAGCACGUGGAGGAGAUUGAGUGGGCUAUCGAGGUAUGCCUUAAAAUGGGUAAAGCUGUGGUGGCUUCCAUGUGUAUAGGACCUGAGGGUGACCUACAUGGCGUUCCUGUGGGCGAGUGUGCUGUCAGGAUGGCCAAGGCAGGAGCCCAUGUGGUUGGAAUAAACUGUCACUUUGACCCGUUCGUUUGCCUGGACGCGCUUAGAAAGAUGAAGGCAGCCCUGGAUGCUGCCGGUCUCAAGGUCCACCUUAUCUCCCAGCCCCUCGCCUUCCACACCCCUGACGCACACAAACAAGGCUUCAUCGACCUUCCAGAGUUUCCCUUCGCACUGGAGCCUCGCAUCUGCACUCGCUGGGACAUGCACAAGUACGCUCGGGAAGCGUACAAGCUGGGAGUACGCUACAUUGGUGGAUGUUGUGGCUUCGAGCCCUACCACACUAGGGCGUUGGCUGAAGAACUUGCCGUGGAGCGAGGCGGGCUGCCCAAGGCCUCGGAGAAGCACGAGUUAUGGUCGGCGGGACUCAGGAUGCACACCAAGCCCUGGAUCAGGGCCAGGGCCAACAGAAGCUACUGGGAGACCCUGAAGCCCUCCUCAGGGCGGCCCUUCUGCGCAUCUUUGUCUCAGCCUGACGACUGGGGCGUGACGGCUGGUGACGCAAGCCUCAAGCAGAAGACUGACGCUACAACUGACGAGGAGAUCGCAGAGCUCAACCAACACGCCGUCAAUGGUCCCUGAGAGAGAGAGAGAGAGAGAGAGAGAGAGAGAGAAUAAGACUGAAGAAUACAUAUAAUAAUAUAUAUAUAUACAUAUAUAUAUAUAUAUAUAUAUAUAUAUAUAUAUAUAUAUAUAUAUAUAUAUAUAUAUAUAUAUAUAUAUAUAUAUAUAUAUAUAUAUUAUAUAUAUAUAUAUUGAAUAAUCUUAUAUUCAGAAUGCGCUUUGGAAAUUUAAAAUUAUUCAGUAAAGUCAUUAGAUAAAUCUGAACGUGAGGUAAAGAACUGUAAAAUUCUAAGUAUUAUUAAGCUGACUACUAUUUAAAUAAAAAAUAAAAUUUACAGUUUGUGAUAUAUGCUCACAACUUCAUUUACCACUUCUUCGGCUACAUAAUUAUAUGAUAUUGACUAAAUGCUAAAAACGAAAAAAAAAAUUGAAAUAUUGGUUUAGCGGUUAAUUAAGGCAAGUUCAACUUACACAUCCAGUGCUACGUACGACCCUGUCUAACAUACUGGUGAAGUUAUACUUGGAUAAUAGUGACUCAAGAAACACUUCGUUACACGAACGACAUGAAACUUUAGUACUUUCCAUGAAUACGAGGAAAAAGAAGAAGAAGAAGAAGAAGAAGAAGAAGAAGAAGAAGAAGAAGAAGAAGAAGAAGAAGAAGAAGAAGAAGAAGAAGAAGAAGAAAUGUGCUAAAGUUAAUCUUGAAAAAUUGUGAUCAUUUUAAAUUAACACUCAAAGACUUAAAUUAUUUCGCCUUGGUUAGUAGUGUUCAUGUGCAGUGAAGGAGAAUUGCUGCCGUCAAGAUUACAGUAAUAAAUAUUUCUUAUGUACUGAGGAUGAAGGAAAACAUUCUAUCGUCUUUUUGGCUGCAAUAGUCUUCCACCCGCCAUUUGGUAUAAAUACACACUGUGAUUCCAAAUAAUUUAUAAUUUUGAUUUUAAACUCUAGUACACUGUUAGUUUUAUAUAUUUAUGUCUGUUAUAAUCUUGUAUUAUAAAAUAAUGGGUUUAAAAUGGUA
Molecule: messenger RNA, 2340 nt
Organism: Cherax quadricarinatus
Lineage: Eukaryota; Metazoa; Arthropoda; Malacostraca; Decapoda; Parastacidae
Product: betaine--homocysteine S-methyltransferase 1
Biological process (GO): L-methionine salvage
Cellular component (GO): cytosol
Molecular function (GO): betaine-homocysteine S-methyltransferase activity; zinc ion binding
Source: RefSeq, a predicted model, not a curated record